Postia placenta MAD-698-R-SB12 is the source of this 1606-nucleotide messenger RNA. RefSeq lists its product as hypothetical. Gene Ontology annotation, molecular function: protein binding. The transcript is spliced from 6 exons. The record is from RefSeq and is a predicted model, not a curated record. Bases 1 to 1503 code for a protein of 500 amino acids. Lineage: Eukaryota; Fungi; Basidiomycota; Agaricomycetes; Polyporales; Adustoporiaceae.
AUGGGCUUGUUCCUGCUGCCUGUGGAAUUGCUUGAGGUCAUUCUUGUACAUCUCCCCGUUCGUGACAUCUUAAUAUGCAAGCUGGUAUGCUCUGCUCUCGCGCAGGUUGUAAGAGGAAGCUCGUGGAUCCAGUAUAAGCUUGAUUUGUUUGCCAUUGGGGCAAUUGAUGGGCCCGAAUGCAAGCUGCCUAUUGCCGAAAAGUCACGCAGGUUGAAAGAGCUGCAAAAUGCAUGGCGCAACCCGCGCUUCACAUCCACCUACAUAAUCGACUGCGACCCUUACAUGCACGCAGUGCUCGGAGACACAGUCGUCCAAUGGACUCCGACAGAUGACAUGCACUUCAUACGCAUACCUUCCAACAUCAGGCUCGUGCAUGAUGACUGUUGGUCCAUCAAUGGCCCCGAGCUGGGAUUCCAGAUCUACGUCCCCUACGGGGACCCAUCCCAGGAUUUGUUAGCCAUUGUGGAGCUGACCGAGGAAGAUGAAGAGUCCUACCUGGGACGCAUACGCCUGCUUUCGAUGUUGUCGCACAAACCUCACCCCUUGGCAGCUGAACCCAUCCUAGAAGCCGAUACAUCCGCUGACGACGAGGCGGCUGCAUCCUCUUUGUGCAUCUCGUCAGACUUCAUCCUAUGGCAAGUUAUCCAGGCUCAAUUUAACGGGCGAAGCUCGCGCUUCCGCAUUUGGAAUUGGAAGACGGGCACACUGCUUUGGGACUUACAAGCACAUAACGGCCGAGUACCCAUACCAACCUCAUUUGCCUUCCUGGACGAUCAACACAUAUUGUUCUCCACUAUCCAACGUGAAUUGCCCAGGAUCACGGACGGUCGCCGCGUCUGUGAGGUGUGGGUCGCUCUGCAGAACGGGCUGUCCCCAGUACCACGAACGGUGCCGACUGCCCCCUUCGGGAUCACACCUGAAGACAUGUUGUUCGGAAUCGUCAUGGGUGUUCGCGGUAUCGGGCUGCAGCACAUGGAAACGAUGUCGAUGUACAACCUCUUCGUUCCCGUGUCUGUGUUGCGCUCGUGUUUGCACCGGACGCAGGGCGGCUCGGGUCGAAGGGUCUGGCCCUGGAAAGAGUGGGGCCCCACGCGAACAAGGAUGCUCCCGCCGACGCAGCACUUGCAUGGCGUCUGCGGCUCCAUCCUGGGGUGGAGAGCCAUCAUCGAGCAAGCCAGCACGGGGAGAGACUUGUGCUACAAUGUGUACGAUUUUAAUCCGUAUACUCUGCCGCGAGAUUUAGAGCUCGCCGAGGAACCGGCUACGCACAGUGGUGGCGGGCGCGGGUCCCAUGUGGUCAACGAGACAUCGCACAUCAGGACGCCCAAUGACUUCCGAGAAGUUGUCAGCACAUCGUUGCCGUACCGCGUAACUCAGGUGCAUGUAUCGGUAACGAGCCGCCCAGGCGAGCACAUACAUACGGAGGCAUUCUUGUGGGAAGAUGGUAUAGCAGUCGUGGACCGAACCGAGGAAACAUGCCAAUAUCGGUUUCUCACCUUUUAGCACUUGCUCUCCGUUAUACUGCAACGCCUCAAAUAAACAGACAGCUUUUGCCUUCACUCUGCUCCACUUCCCGGGUCUUACGAGUCCGUGCCAACUGAUUUCG